Harpegnathos saltator (Jerdon's jumping ant) is the source of this 2828-nucleotide messenger RNA. It is a transcript of the gene mbt, whose product is annotated as serine/threonine-protein kinase PAK mbt. The transcript has 8 exons. The record is from RefSeq and is a predicted model, not a curated record. The coding region runs from base 225 to 2246 and encodes 673 amino acids. Gene Ontology annotation, biological process: protein phosphorylation. Gene Ontology annotation, molecular function: ATP binding; protein serine/threonine kinase activity. Lineage: Eukaryota; Metazoa; Arthropoda; Insecta; Hymenoptera; Formicidae.
ACCGCGCGGAGCGCCGGUGUGCGAAUGCGACCUGUCGAGACGGAUGAAUGGCGUAUUUAUGUGUUUCAACGCGCAACUUUGCCUAUGUUCCGGAAUUACCGCGGCCUGCGUUCAUACCACGAGCGUUCUAAUCUGCUAGGUGAUUUGUUUUCGUGUGGCAAUCUCGAUCAACCGAGCCUCGGUGGAGUCGCGUCGCAGAAUUCGCAUCAUCACUCGGUGCUACAAUGUUUACUAAGAAGAAAAAGAAACCACAGAUUUCCACUCCAACUAAUUUCGAGCACAGAGUACAUACUGGUUUUGACAAACGUGAAGGAAAAUUUGUUGGUUUACCACUACAGUGGGCCUCUAUAGUAGGCAAUAACCAGAUUUUGAAAUCAACCAAUAGACCAUUACCUUUGGUCGAUCCAAGUGAGAUUACACCUACUGAAAUCCUUGAUCUAAAGACUAUUGUAAGAGGACAUGAUCCUAGGAUAGGUAGGCCACUAGCAAAUGAAAAGACUAUGGAGAAUGGCUUGCCUAAAACCAGUACAGUUGCCCGAUCCAAUUCUCUGCGUUCUUCAAGCCCACCACGGUUGAGGAGAGAUUAUAGGCAUAACAGUAAUCUCCCACCGUCUGUUCCUGAAGGCCAAGAAAUACCUUUAAAUAUUAAUCAAGGUUUUGCAAACUUUGGCAAGCCACAUAACUAUGUUGAUAAAAUGAGACAGAACUCUCCGAGUGUUGGCAGUAGCCUAAAUUCCAGCAUGCAGAAUAUGAUUCCAAAUCUACAGAAUCUUAAUCCUAACAUGCAAUCGUCGCCAAAUUUAACUCACUCGGGGUCGAAUGUACCAAACUUAUCCUUAAAUUUCCAAAACUUAAGUCCUAUUGUAAAUUCACAAGUUCCAGUACAAAGUCCAACUACUCCACAGCUUCCUGAUUCAGAAUUUCAUAGACUCAAUUCGCAAAUGGCCAUGCCAUCCAGUCAAUAUAAUGGCAAUGUACAGGGUUCAGUUGUGGAUGCUUCAAGAGAACAUCAAGUGGGUCAAAAUGUAUUACUACACAAGCUACAGCCAAAAAUUUCACCAGUGGGUUCAAUAGCCUCACAACGACCUCUAAGUCAAUUAAGCUCACAUAAUAUUAAUAAAUAUUCUCAGGCAUAUAAUAUGUCUGAAAAUCCAUCCAACCUACAAUCACAUUUGAAAAAGCCAAUGGAAACUUCCCAAUCGAUGCAUAAUUUAUCAAAACCAAGCAUACCAUCCACUGUAUCAGGCACUAGUUCUACUCCAGAUCAGAAUCAGAAUAUGAAAAGUGCUGUCUCUUCAGGGAACUUAGCAGUUGGCACAAGCUCCAAUAAUACAAACAAGCAAACGGCGGAACAGAGACUUACGCAUGAACAAUUCAGGGCUGCUUUACAAAUGGUGGUAAGCCAAGGUGAUCCGAGAGAAAAUUUGGAGAAUUUCCUAAAAAUCGGCGAAGGUAGCACAGGAACUGUAUGCAUUGCUACUGAUAAAAGUACAAAUCGUCAAGUUGCAGUUAAGAAAAUGGAUUUAAGAAAACAACAAAGGCGCGAGUUACUUUUCAACGAAGUUGUUAUUAUGAGAGACUAUCAUCAUCCAAAUAUUGUCGAGAUGUACGAUAGUUUCUUAGUAGACGAUGAAUUAUGGGUUGUUAUGGAGUAUCUGGAAGGAGGCGCCUUAACUGAUAUUGUAACACAUUCGAGGAUGGAUGAGAGUCAAAUAGCUACAGUGUGCUCUCAAUGUCUCAAACCAUUGGCAUAUUUGCAUUCGCAAGGUGUUAUACAUAGGGACAUUAAAUCUGACUCGAUAUUACUUACAGCAGAUGGCAGAGUAAAACUGUCAGAUUUUGGUUUUUGUGCUCAAGUUUCCCAAGAAUUACCAAAGCGAAAAUCUCUUGUAGGAACUCCAUAUUGGAUGAGUCCUGAAGUCAUUUCGAGGUUGCCAUAUGGACCUGAGGUAGAUAUCUGGUCAUUAGGAAUAAUGAUCAUUGAAAUGAUCGAUGGUGAACCACCAUUUUUCAAUGAGCCACCUCUGCAAGCUAUGAGACGUAUCAGGGAUAUGCCACCACCAAAAUUAAAGAAUUCUCACAAAGUUAGUCCACGUCUUCAAGGUUUUCUAGAACGAAUGCUCGUACGUGAUCCAGCACAACGAGCAACGGCAGCUGAACUAUUGCAACAUCCAUUCCUCAGGCAGGCUCAAAGUCCUAGCAUCUUGAUUCCAUUAAUGAGAGGCGCCAGGCAUACAAAUUGUUAACGAGGUUAUAAUAACUUCAUAGAUGAGGGCCUAAUUGAUACCACCACUGAAAAUUCGUCAUUUUUCGCAAGGAUUCUGUACGGACAAAUUACCUUAAAGUAAUCUAACAUGUUGAGUUUUACUCUUCCAUAUAAUAUUGUGUUAUUACGUAUACAACAAUUUGGAAUUUUUAUAUUACUUUACAUUUAUUUUACCAAAAGAUAUAAGUACAGAUGUUAAUAGCCGAUCAAGAAACUUUAAAGACUGGAAGAUAUAUUCGACUGUUAUUAAAAUUUAUAAUAACUGGGCAAAAUUAUUACGUGAGACAUCCGAAAAGUAAUGUAACAAUUAAUUUUUUUCAUUUAUAAUUUAUCAUAAAGAUGAGAAUUUCAUAUCGUUCGCACAUAUCAUAGUAAACACUCAUGCUCGUCUAAGGAAAAUGUUUGGAUUAAAUAUAUAAUUUCAAGAUUUUUGAAACUUGUAACGUACAAAAUAUUAUUUUUGUCCAACAAAAUUAGUCAGGACAUUAAACGGGUUGCAUUACUUUUAGGAUACGCUUCGAACAAUACGUAUAUUAGGAAAAAGAUAUUUAAUUUUUAUGAA